AUGGAGUGGAGAGGCUAUCUCUAUUUGGCAGUGCUGCUGGCCCUACUGGGGACGAACCUGCCCAUCAGUCUCAUUGGCGGCCUGAUCGGGAAAACACAAAUUGACAAAGAAACGCUUCUUCGUUGGGCCGACCGUAUGCCGCUCAACAAUGAGAACUGCGUUGUAAGCAAAGUGGCUGACGCUUGUGAGGACGUCGCAAUCCACUACGCGACCAACACAGCCUUCCUAGCCUGCGGCAAUGGAAAGGAGCGCGCGCUGUGGUAUCCUGGGGCCGGAAUGCGUUCUGCGAAGCAGCGCUCGGAAGUGUCUUUUCGGGAGUCUUUAUUCAAGUAUGAUUUUCGAUCAGGCGAAACAGUGGAGCUGGUAGUUGUGGGACUGGACGGUGAUUUUGUAACGCAUGGAAUUGACCUAUUCCAGUUGCCUAAUGUUGAGAACAAGAUUCAUGUCUUUGCCGUCCGCCAUGCAAGAGAAGGCGACUCAGUCAGCAUAUUUGAGCAUGAGCUUGGCUCCAAUGUCGUCAGGCUGAUACGAGAUGUCAAACACCCUGGUAUCAAAACUGCCAAUGGCGUUGCGGCCGUUGGAGAACUGCAAGUUACCGAUACUAACCCUGCCAAUGACGGGCCCCUGCGACAUCUAGAGGAAUGGAUCGGGCCGUUUGACUGGUCGACUGAUGUGCAGCACUGCGAUGCGUCACAAGAGGUGGUUCGGUGUCGGCAAGUGACGCCGAGAUUUCCGGGUGCAAAUGGACUCGCAGUGUCUGACGGUCAGAUGUUCGUGGGCGAUGCCAGAAAUGGGACCGUAACAAUCUAUCGUCUUGGUACGGAACAGGCAGCAAAGUUUGAGCGGCAGAUUGUGCUCGGGGCCGCUGCAGAUAACCUAAAAGUCAUUCCCGCGACGGGAGACGUCAUCGCCACCGUCUUCCCAAACAUUGAGAACCUGGCCCUCUACCUGCGGAAUACGGAGAAACUUGGCAAGGAGAUGCCCGUCCCUUCGGCGGCACUGCGGCUGCGCAAAGAUCGGGACUUUGAGCCAGAGCUAUUUUAUUUUGAUGACGGGGGCGUGCUGAGUCAUAUGACAAGCAUGGCUGUCGAUGCAUAUAAUGAGGUUGCUAUCGGCGGAUCCGUGCUGCAGACUGGCGGAUUUGCUGUUUGUAAAUUAUCAAAGGCGACAGUCAGGGCUUUGGCUUAG
Aspergillus puulaauensis is the source of this 1188-nucleotide messenger RNA. RefSeq lists its product as uncharacterized. Lineage: Eukaryota; Fungi; Ascomycota; Eurotiomycetes; Eurotiales; Aspergillaceae. The transcript is spliced from 6 exons. The record is from RefSeq and is a predicted model, not a curated record. Bases 1 to 1188 code for a protein of 395 amino acids.